Molecule: messenger RNA, 4950 nt
Organism: Mobula hypostoma (lesser devil ray)
Lineage: Eukaryota; Metazoa; Chordata; Chondrichthyes; Myliobatiformes; Myliobatidae
Gene: adgb
Product: androglobin
Exons: 36
Coding region: 1-4785 (1594 amino acids)
Biological process (GO): proteolysis
Molecular function (GO): calcium-dependent cysteine-type endopeptidase activity
Source: RefSeq, a predicted model, not a curated record
AUGUCGAAAGGUGGCAAGAAGCGGACCGACUCGGUCCACAAACUGAGUCCGUCCCCUGUUCACAGCGGUGCUACUUCAUUUAUUCUGAGCUGUGGAGUAGCAGGGGACAUCACUGAAGCCAAGAAAGGUCGGUAUCCACUCUGGCCUGAAUGGAAUGAAGCAGAUGUAAAUGCUGAGAAAUGGGAAGGUGCUAAGCCAGCCAAAGAGAAGGACAAAAGUAGCAAAAGCCCCAGUCUGCAGUUUUUUGAUGACCCAGAAGGGAAAAUUGAACUACCACUUUCUCUGAAAGUUCACUCUUGGAAGCGUCCUCAUGAGUUUUUAAAAGAGAAGGUCAGUCUGAAUCCUGUUGUUGUCAAGAGAGAAAAAUGGUUUGACUUAUUAACUGCUAAUGAACAUAUUCUAGAGAGUGAGUUGAUGCGAUGGAUUAUCAGUGAAAUCACAAUGCUGUGGAACACCUGUCUAAAUCUUACAUCAGACAGCAAAAACUUACUGGAAGAAACGGGAUCCUCCUGGAAACCCUGGGAACACAUUUAUGCUCUUUGUAAAGCUGUGAAGGGGCACCUACCUCUCUACAAUAGCCAUGGAAAAUACAUUGUGAGGCUGUACUGGAUGGGGUGCUGGCGCAAGAUUACACUGGAUGACACCAUGCCCUUCGAUGAAAAUGAUAACCUGCUGCUUCCAGCAACAACCUGUCAGGAGGAGCUCUGGCCAAUGCUACUGUCGAAAGCUCUCAUUAAGCUUGCAAACAUUGACAUGAUUACUACAGGAAGAAAGGAACUAGGAGACUUCAUAGUUUUGCAUGCUCUUACUGGCUGGCGUCCUGAAAUCAUCCCACUCCGAUCUGAAGAGUCUGAAAAAACCUGGUCCUUUCUGAAGACAAUUCUACCAGAGUUUAGUCUGACAAAUCAGGAAUACGUAAGUCGAGAAAAGAUUGCAGAUAGGGCCAAUUUAGCAGAUGCAGAAGAAAAUGAUAAAAAAGAGAAUGAGGCAAAAAUGGAUAGUGCCGUCAUCAAACCAGCAGAAAAAGUUGCUAAAGCAGGAUUCCAUGCACUAGUGAUGCCACAGAUGGUGAUUUAUGCGACCUACCUCCCACUUCAGCUGUCAGAAGGAACAACUUCUUUACUUGGACAAAUGGCUGAAUCCUCAGAGAAGUUGCGACACUAUGGACUUUCCCAUGCACACAGUCACCCUGUACUGGUGAGAAGAACAAGAUCUUGUCCCCUUGCAAACUCAGCAGAGGUCUCACAGGUUCCUCGAUGGAAGCUUAUACGACCACGAAAUCGCCCUUUUCCUAUAGCUGACCCAAAAGAGCCCAGACCUAAAAAGCCAGAGCAAUAUAUCGAAAUUGCAAGCCCGUUGCUUGACUACAAGAUAGAUACCACAAUCAUGCCACCAGAGAAAAAUGAGCAAAAGAAGAUUAAGAAAGGUGCCCCUCGAAGCCUGGCAGCUGUUAACGAAAUUGAUGAAGCACUGGAUCAGAUUAACAAUGCUGAGGAAGACAUCGAAUUGAUGGAACCACCUCCCAGCAUAGAGAUUUCCCAGGUGGUGAUUAACAACUUGGAUGAAAAUGUUUCAACACCAUCCACUAACCUGCGAUUCAAGAAACAUACAGAUAACAGAAAAGAGUCGCGUCGAGAAUCCGUAAGGUCAGGUGGGCAGUUUUCAUCUGCUAGAAGUCGGCAGAGUAUUUCAGUGGAUCCUAACAAAGAAGAAAAUUUGAAUGCUCGGCAGCAAAUGCAGAGUUUAAUUGAAGAUAAAACUUUCGAAGUACAUUUUCCUAACCAGAUGGUGUCACAGCCAACUAAUCAGAUGUUGAACUUGGACACUGUCUCUGAUGUUGCAGGCGCUUUCAAUCAGAAGAAGCUCUGCAAAAAAAAGUGGAUUAAUUCUGAAGAUUUUUGCAAGUGUUUCCAAACUUUGAUUAUUUUCCAUAACACAAGCAAAUACACUUACACACUUGACAAGUCAAACUUCAAGCUUACAGAUGAUCGCGGACCUUUCUAUCUACUUGUUGAUGAAGUCAAACCCAUAGAAAUUUUGGUUACCUUCUCUGCCUUGGUGCGCUGGGGUGAUCUCAACUGCGAGAAAAGCCUUAGCAAGGAAAGCAAUGAGAAAGAAAAUCAGAAGGAAAUUUCAGGCCUUCAACCGGGCAUACUCCUGGCUGAACCAUACUGCUGGAAGAGUUUUGUUUCAAGACCACCAGUUCUCUACAUGAAAACUUUUGCUACGAAAUCAGCUAUCUUGGAACUACCCAGUGGUCGCCACGUGUUACGGUUUACUGCCACUGUUCCUCUUGGAUACAACAUCAACCUCAGCAGUACUGUGCCCUUUACCUUUGGUGAUGAAGAUUUAGUUCUCUCACAUCUUGGCAAGGAGAGUCGGCAAUUUACACAACAGGCCGUCAUCAUCAUGAAAGCCAUAGAAAGAUUGCUCAGUAGUUUUAGUGAUGAGCACGAAUUUCAUAAAGCUUCAAUGGAACUGGAGUUUGCACAUUUUCCUGUCCAAUUUCACAAUAGAAAAAUGGCUGAGAAGCAAACUGAGGCCUUCAAGGAUGCAUUUUACGUCACCCUACAGCAGGCUAUGAGUGCUUCUCUCAGUCUUGUGGAGGAGAUUGCUUUUAGAGCCCUCUUGCUUGAUUUUUCACCAAAAGAAAUGCUGAGAAAAAGGAAAUCUCAUACAGUGCCUGAAAAGUGGCAGAAUAGGAUCCCAACAAAAGAAGAAGAAAGAGCAAUUAUUAAACUGCAAGCUUGGUGGAGAAGUAAAAGUGUUCAAUUUAUUUUCAAGGCAAGAACAGUAGGGACAGAAGAAAAUGAAUAUAUCCAAGAUAUCCUGGAUCAGUUUCGCUCUCUUCUAGAGUCAAACACAGAGGAAAAUGGCUUAUAUUUGCUCAGGUACCUGUUUGACAAUAAUCCAAAACUGGCAAAAUUGUAUCGCUUUUAUGAAGAUGAAUCGAGCAGGACUGUAUAUGCUGACUAUACAACCUCGUACAGUGAGCAUCCUCCCAACUUCUGGUUUGUGUUAUUCAGAGAGGUGUUCCAUAUGCCAGAGGAAAUGUUGCUGGUACCCAAGGUUUACACUACAUUACCGGCCUCUGUUCUCCACGUGAUCAAUAACGACACAGGAGAGGAAAUUCCCAGGGUUUUUCAAAAGGUGGCACCAUACGUCUAUACUAAAAACAAGAGCGGCUAUACAUUCGUGGCUGAAGCUCACUCAGGAGGUUUCACACUCCCCUCUGGUAAAUGGAAAAUGCGUUUGAUUGCCUCCUACCAACCUCUUCCCAUCCUGUUAAAUGAAACUGUGAACAGCAACUUUACCAUGAAAGAAAUUAAGUCUUACUACAUCCCAAAUGACAAAGACCUUAUCUUCAGGUUCCAAAUUAAUGUGAAUGCAACCCAUUUAACAACUGUCCAUGUACAAACCUCCAAGCCAGAUGUAUACAUCAAGUUACAAAUCCUAGAUCAGGAGAAAGAAGUAGCCAAAGCAACCGGAAAAGGCCAGGCUAUCAUUCCUUCAUUUACAUUUUACCAAAGUGUGAGACAUUCAACCGUGCAGAAGUCUUCAGUUAAACAGCCCGAUACGCUUGCUGUUCACGGAGGGCCAAAGAAGUCAGGAAGUACUUCAAGCAAAACAGGAAAAGGUUCUUUGAAGUCAGGAAGUGACCGAAAGUCAUCUCCUUUAAAAGUUGAAAGAACCUUCAGUCCAACUACAUUGAUUGAGGAAAUGCCAGCUGCUCCAGAAGUGAUUCAUAAAUACAUAAUUCAAGCACUAGUUCUUCACGAAAGCUGGCCGCUAAACGAAAGUGAUUUAACUUUUGCUGAAUCACUAAAGGAUGUGGACUGCAGCGAGAUUACAGAGAAGAAUAUUAGCCCUGGUUCUUCUGAGACUGAUGAGCCAAAACACACACCAACAUCGAGACAUACCAAGAAAGGAAAAGAAAAGGGUGAUAAGAGUGACAAAGACAAAGGAAAAGAUAAAGGCACGCCACUCAAGACAGAUAUUCCGGUACGACAAAUUGAUUUGACAAAACCUCAUUUCACAUUCCACUACGUUGUUGACUAUGGUGAAAGUGACAGUGUUGACAUCAAGAAGGAUACCAAUCGACAGGAUGAAAUCCAUGCUAUGAAACGGGCUUGGGAGGCUGCAGAACCUGGAAGAGCUUUCAAGGCCCUACAACUCCGCCUGCAUGUACUGAAUAACAAUGCAACAAAUAUAACUCUCCAGAGCAUCGGUGAGAAGCAAGAAGAAAUUAUUAAUGGGGAUGGUUCUGAAAUGAACAGACGAGCUGCAGAAUUGAAGGAGAUACCAUCCACAGUCAUUUCACAGGAUAUUCAAGAAACUCAGUCCUCAGCUGCUGACAGAAAUUCACAAGUUGCUGAUGAUAUUAUUAAACCAAUGAAGUGGACCCAGUAUAUCAGGUCAACUCUACCUGAACCAAUUCUGCAAAAUGAAAAAAUUAUCGAAGAACAAGAGAAGAUUAAGGCAGAAGAAAUUCACAAUUUCCGUCAGAAGCGAGAGAGAGUCUUUGAGCAGCGAGAGAGAGAAAGACAAACACGGCGUCAGCUGAAGGCAAAGCAGCUUCAAAUGUAUGAGGAUCUGCAGGCAGCUUUAGAUGAGGCUCGGCAAGACAUCUUUCAACGGAGAGAAACAUACAGAAAUAAACUUAUUGAGGAGGAAAUGAAGAAGCAAAGAGAAAUUGCAGAAAUGGAAGCUCUCCAAGCAGAGCAAGAAAGAAAGAACAAAAGUGCUGCUUCUAAAAAGUCAAAGAGUCCAGGAAGGAAAAAGUAAACUGCAAAAAUGCCAAGUUUCAAAUUGUAUCUUCAAACAUAUUUCAUUAUAUAUCCUUCAAUGCAACACUUCAUUACUAUUUUCAGUCAAGCUCUCAGUUAAUUUCUUUGCCAGUGGUCACAACUCAUACUUCCUUGAAAUGACAACUGAAAAAUAUCAGAAGCA